CCAUGAAGAUGAGGAUGGUGACCAGGAGGGCGGGGAUGGAGCUGGCCAGAUACCACCACCAGGGGUUCUUACCGAACGGCAUCACCAGCCAGCCUCGGUCAGGACGGGUAGGCUGAUCACACACACACAGGGUGAACCUGGCCAUCGCAGAAGCCGGCAUGGCGGCCUUCAACACGGUGAUCAACUUCACCUACGCCGUCCACAACGAGUGGUACUUCGGCCUCGUCUACUGCCGCUUCCACAACUUCUUCCCCAUCGCCGCCAUCUUCGCCAGCAUCUACUCCAUGACGGCCAUCGCUCUGGACAGGUACAUGGCGAUCAUCCAUCCCCUGCAGCAGAGGCUGACCUCCACAGAGACCCGCGUGGUGAUCACCGUGAUCUGGAUGCUGGCUCUGAUCCUGGCCUUCCCUCAGUACUACUUCUCGUCCACCGCCGUGCUGCCCGGACGCACGGUCUGUUACAUCGACUGGCCUGAGUACGCCAGCGUGGACAUCAAGAAGAUAUACUACGUGUGUGUGACUCUGCUGAUCUACUUCCUGCCACUCUGCAUCAUGGGAUGUGCGUACACCACCGUGGGCGUCACCCUCUGGGCGAGUGCGAUUCCUGGAGACUCGUCCGAACACUACAAAGAGCAGCUGAUCGCCAAACGCAAGGUGGUGAAGAUGAUGAUCGUGGUGGUGUGCACGUUCGCUCUCUGCUGGCUGCCCUAUCACGUCUACUUCUUACUCCACCAGUUCUUCCCUGACUGGUUCGAGCAGCGGUACAUCCAGCAGGUCUACCUGGCCGUCAUGUGGCUCGCCAUGAGCUCCACCAUGUACAACCCCAUCAUCUACUACUGCCUGAACAGCAGGUUCAGAGCCGGCUUCCAGCAGGUGUUCUGUUGCUGUGCUCCGACCGUGAGCAAGGAGGAGCUGGAGCUGAAGUCCCCGCGGUACCUGCAGACUCAGGUGAGCAUCUGUCGAGCCAGCCGGAUGGAGACGGUGGUUUCUACGUCCGUUCCCCCCGUCACGUUCGAGCAGAGCCGGACGGAGCUGCCGUCCUUCUGCUCUCACAGCGAGGCUCACGUGGCGUCCAACGGCUCGGGCUCAGAGACGUUCCCCAAGACUCCUCAGUAAGAGGAACAAACACACACAGGACGGUGAGGCUGUGGAGGAUCCUGGUCCUGGUCCUGGUUUUUGUUUUGGAGAGUUCCCCUUCCUGACCCUGCUAACAAACAGAAGAUGAGUCUGACGGGAGAUCCACCGCCGUCGACCUCACACUCGCAGGUUUCGUUAUCAGACGUGUUCGCCGCUCCGUCACUUCACCGCCGGCAAAUCACGAACCCCCGCUUCCCCUCGGCAACAGUGUCACGUCAAGACCAGUUUGUGACGCUGCGGCUGUGUCGUGUGGAAACAGGCUGAUGAGUGUGUGUGUGUGUGUGUGUGUGUGUGUGGACGGCACCUGUUGGACAGGAUUAGCCCCUUGUUUUGACAAUGUGUGGAGCAGGGUUCAGCGUGCAGCCAGCCGGGUCACAGGGCGGCUAAAUAUAGAGACUGAGACCAGAGGGGGGGGGAAAGGAGACACGUAUGGAGGGAUUGAUGAAGAGAUGAAGGAAAGAAAAGGAAAACAUGCAGAGCAGUGGACUCUCUGUGUGCUGAAAUCUAUCUGUUUAGAGGAGGAGGAGGAGGAGGAGGAGGAGGAGGAGGAGGAGCAGCGUCACGGGGGAGGAGGAGGAGGAGGAGGAGGAGGAGGAGGAGGAGGAGCAGAGUCACGGGGGAGGAAUGAUGCUAUUUAAACCUCACAGACAACAGCUGCACGGUGACACAAAGUCCACAUACCGCUCUGUUUUACCUGUUUGAUGCUCGGGACCAAAAGGAAGGACAGUUAUCGCUCAGCUUCAUCAGAGACAGCUCCCUUUAAAUAACCGACUCUACGUAUUCUCUGGUGGAGAUUUACGGCGUAUUUUAUCCAGCAGCUGUUUUCCUUUAAGGUCACAAUCAAGGCGGGAAAGUCUCCUGAGAGUUUGUACGAUGGUGUUCCAGUUUUAGGGAACACGGAUUGAAAGUUUGGGCCGUACUUGGAGGGCAAAACCUCGUAUUUAACAUCUGAUCCUCUCCUGUGAGAAAGCCACCACUGAGACUCAACCAAUCACAAGCUAACGUUACUGUCCGUGUUUCAUUCUCGUCUAUCUGAUCGUAUCUUGGCGAAUUAAAGGGACUCUGAUUUCAUAGCGGUGGUCUCCCAGUCUCGGUAGCUAGUCUAACAUCCACUUCCAAAGACUUCCAGUUCGACCACAGACUAGGGAUGCACAGAUCAAUCAAUCAAUCAAUCAAUCAAUCUUUAUUUGUAUAGCGCUAAAUCACAACAAACGUUAUCUCAAGACUCUUUUACAAACAGAGCAGGUCUAGACCACUCUAUGUCAAAUUAUGAACAGAGACCCAACACCAAGACAGGGUAAGACUCAGUCUGACCCCACCUUAAUCCACCAUGAGCAUUGCACCUCACAGUAUUUAGCUAGUUACAGUGGUGAGGAAAAACUUCCUUUUAACAGGCAGAAACCUCCAGCAGGACCAGACUCAUGUUAGACAGCCAUCAUGCCUCGACUGAGUUGGGUCUGGAAAGACAGAUAGAGGGGAGUAAGAGAGAGAGGUGAUAGUGAUGAGACGAGUCGUAGAAGCUGUUGCCGCUGGAGUCCAGCACGUCCGUAUCAGCUGGAGUCCAGAUCGUCCACAGCAGGAGGACGUCUACGGCAGCUCAGAGGAAUCUACGAGACAAUGGAGCUCAGGGACUCCAGAAAGGUCUAUGGUUAGUAACUUUAAUGGGACAGGCAGAGUUAAAGUAAGUGAUGAGGGGGUUGGGGGGAAGAAGGUGAGCUAGGAUCCCAGUGUGUCAGUGUGCCAGUUCCCCCGGCAGUCUAAGCCUAUAGCAGCAUGACAAAAGCUGGUCCAAGCCUGAUCCAGCUCUAACUAUAAGCUUUAUCAAAAAGGAAAGUUUUAAGUCUACUCUUAAAAGUGGAGAGGGUGUCUGCCUCCCGGACCCUGACUGGUAGAUGAUUCCAAAGGAGAGGGGCCUGAUAACUGAAGGCUCUACCUCCUACUUUUUAGGUCCCGAUACUGAUAUCCAUACCUGUCGAUACUAGCCGAUCCGAUCCUGGUAUUGAUUCAACAACCUGUAGUCCUUAAUGUGAGGAUAGAAUCAACUUCAGGCUUUUCUGACUUGAUGGUGAACUGUACCUGGGUUCAAAGUGCUAAACCAGAGGCUGGACUCCCUUCAUUUCAAGGAUCCAGAACAAUUAAAUCCAAUACCCUGUCCGUGUUUUCACACUUUGAAUCCAUUUAAAGAAGGUGUCUUCCUGUUUCCUCCUUCUUUGCAGUCGGCUACAGCUGAAGUAAACUUCCUCCUUUCAGCUAUUUUUUGCAAGUUUCAGGCGGACUUGUUAUGGAUAUGGAUCGGCACUAUAUAUCGGCGCUUUGUCACCGAUAUCCGAUCUAGCUUUUUGAGUCCGAUCUAGCCGAUAUCCGAUACCAGGAUCUGAUCGGUGCAUCCCUACCACAGACUUUAGAAACAUGGACCUAGUCUUAGUGACAGGAUAGGUUUCUAAAGAGGCGUUCUGAAGCCUUAAUCGUUGCUAACUCCCAGAUCAUCCAGAAACAAGCAAAGAGAUUGAGCUAAGCCCCGCCCACCUGUCAGUCAGUAAUUACUUGUUUAAAUUAACUAUAAAUAUUUCGUACGCACAAUAACUUUAAAUCUUGUAGGAACAACAAGGUUUCAAAACUUUGGGGGGACUUUUACAGCCUGCCUCAAGUGGACAUUUGGGGAACUGCAGUUUUUGUUCUUCAGUGCUUCGAUGUUUGACCUUGAAGUAUGAGACAGUUUCCUCCAUCCUAACAUUCACUCAUCGUUUCCUUACAGAUGUUAAUGAAGGACAAUAAGACAAAGGAACACCUGGACUAAACCAUAGCUUAGCUUAGCUUAGCUUAGCUUAGCUUAGCUUCAGCCAUGAUGUGAAAACACUGAAUCAAACAAAUGCGCAACACAUGCUGUGAUGUUUUUGUUUUGACUUCCUGUCCACACAGGAAGUGUGAUGCUGCUUGCUGCUUGUGAUCAAGUGUAACUGCAUUUCAGUAAAUAUCAGAACAAAGUUAUUUCCAAACGUUGUAUACUCGAACACGACGUGAUGUCUGCUGCACGGCUCUGGAAUCAGCUGUUUGAGUUAGCAUUGUGCUCGUCAUGCUGACCGGUCAGGAUGUAAAAAGCUGUUAUAUAUAUAUUAUAUAUUAUAUAUUAUAUAUUACGUAACCUCGGUUUGGUGAAGUGUAUGUGUGUUUAUAUAUUUCAUUCACGUGUAUAAAUAUUUGAAUGUGUCAGAAGGUUAAACUUUAAUGCAUGUUCCUUAAAGUCUGACGUCUUUGACUUUCUGAAAUUAGAGGAUGAAAUAUCUGAAACAGUCCAGAAGAUUCUUUGUGGUGUUUUUUUAUAAAGCUGAAUAUCACGUCAGAUAUUAAGUGUCUCUGUUCAUCAAUUAAACUUGUUAUUCCAUCA
Molecule: messenger RNA, 4521 nt
Organism: Notolabrus celidotus (New Zealand spotty)
Lineage: Eukaryota; Metazoa; Chordata; Actinopteri; Labriformes; Labridae
Product: substance-P receptor-like
Exons: 7
Coding region: 159-1115 (318 amino acids)
Biological process (GO): positive regulation of flagellated sperm motility; G protein-coupled receptor signaling pathway
Cellular component (GO): sperm midpiece; plasma membrane
Molecular function (GO): substance P receptor activity
Source: RefSeq, a predicted model, not a curated record